AUGAAACCCAUCGGGGAAGAAGGCGAGUCUUCCCCAUGUCCGAACCCUGAAUACCGACUAGGCGACGUGAGACGGCGACGCGACUCUCGGCAGAUCCCGGUACCACUUUCGCUUUACGCGCCUAAAAUGGCGUGUCUAAGGAAGCUCAAGGAGGAUAUAUCUGUUCUUGAAUCACUUUUCCCGAAAAAUCAUGAACGUUUGCAGGUACUAGUUGCUUCGGUGGAUGAAAUAACGCUCAAAUUCAUUGACGGCACAGGAAAAUCUGUGAUUAUCAAUGCAAAUAUAUUGGAAGAUUAUCCACGUCAAGCUCCUCUGUGGUUCAGCGAAUCAGAUGAUGCGGUGAUUUGUUCCGCUUUGGAACGCCUUUCUUCAGAAGGUGAUCACCAAACAUGCCUCCUUGCGCAGAUUCACAAAUUAGUUUCUGAGUUAUGCCGUCAGUACAAUGUGACAAUCCCUUCGGAGCUGACCCGUUUGGCUCCUCCAGACGAAGAUGAUAUGAAGGAUGAGGGACAAGGAAGUGACAUGGAAUCCGAAGAAGAAGGCGAAGAAAUGGUGGAAAUUGCGGAUGUUGACAUGACGGAGGAAGAACCACACGGUAGCAUGGAUGAUGACGUUUCUCCGGAAGGGAAGGAGAUGCUGGAGAAGAUCACACGUUCAACUCGUCAACAACAUCUGAAUGGAAAUAUACAAGGAUCAGUGACAGCAACAGAUCGAUUGAUGAAGGAAAUGAGAGAUAUUUACAAAAGCGAACACUUCAAGAACGGGGUAUAUUCAGUAGAACUACGAGACGGGGAUAAUUUAUACGAGUGGUGGGUGAAGCUGUAUAAGGUGGAUUCGGAUAGUGCACUGUACUCGGACCUUCUGACGCUUGCUACCGAACACAAACAGGACCACAUUCUUUUCCACUUCUUGUUCAAUGAAAAUUUUCCUUGUGAUCCUCCUUUUGUGCGAUUGGUCUCACCAACGGUGUCCAACGGGUACGUGCUUGGAGGAGGAGCCAUCUGCAUGGAGUUAUUGACGAAACAAGGAUGGUCAUCAGCUUAUUCGAUUGAGUCCCUGAUACUACAAAUUGCAGCUACAUUAGUAAAAGGGAAGGCUAGGAUACAAUUCGAAGCAAAGGCACAAUACAGUUUGGCAAGGGCUCAGCAAUCCUUCAAAUCACUGGUACAAAUACACGCGAAAUCUGGUUGGUACACUCCGCCCACAACCGAAGGAUGA
Messenger RNA from Necator americanus (New World hookworm), 1218 nucleotides. RefSeq lists its product as uncharacterized. Lineage: Eukaryota; Metazoa; Nematoda; Chromadorea; Rhabditida; Ancylostomatidae. The transcript is spliced from 11 exons. The record is from RefSeq and is a predicted model, not a curated record. Bases 1 to 1218 code for a protein of 405 amino acids.